Messenger RNA from Salvelinus fontinalis (brook trout), 3316 nucleotides. RefSeq names its product hypoxia-inducible factor 1-alpha-like. The record is from RefSeq and is a predicted model, not a curated record. The transcript has 15 exons. Gene Ontology annotation, molecular function: protein dimerization activity; DNA-binding transcription factor activity, RNA polymerase II-specific; RNA polymerase II transcription regulatory region sequence-specific DNA binding. Gene Ontology annotation, biological process: cellular response to hypoxia; regulation of transcription by RNA polymerase II. The coding region runs from base 139 to 2046 and encodes 635 amino acids. NCBI's taxonomy places the organism in Eukaryota, Metazoa, Chordata, Actinopteri, Salmoniformes, Salmonidae.
AAUGUCUGCAAAGGCGGAAGGCAGGCGGUACGAGGCGUUGUGGUUAGAUCUUUCUCGAGUUGAACAGAACAGCAGUAUAGAAUAAAACAAUAAUAAAACAAAACCUGAAAUCUUAGACUUAAAGCUUACGAUUUGAAUAUGGAUACGAAAGAAGAGCCUGUUGUAAAACGGUCGAGUACGGAUCAGCGGAAGGUGCGAUCCCGGGAUGCGGCGCGCUGCAGGCGGAGUCUGGAGACGGAGCUGUUUUACAAGUUGGCUCACACCCUGCCCCUCCCCCGCAGAGUCUCCGCCGACCUGGACAAGGCCGCCAUCAUGAGGGUGACGCUCAGCUUCCUUCGCAUGCACCACCUCCGCUCAGAGGAUACGAGUGAGGAGCGCGUCACAGAUGGAGACGAGGACACGGUGGAUGGGUUUUACCCCCGGGCGUUGGCAGGCUUCAUCCUGGUGAUGACCGAGGAGGGGGAUAUGAUUUACCUGGGUGACAGCGUCAGCGAACACCUGGGCAUCCCACAGCUGGAGUUGCUGGGUCAGAGUGUGUAUGACUUUGUCCACCCAUGUGACCAAGAGGAGCUACGGGAUCUCCUGGCACCUAGGCCAGGUGUGUCCAAGAAGAAACCAGUGCAGCAACACACAGAGAUGAACUUCUUCCUUAGGAUGAAGAGCACUCUGACUAGUAGAGGGCGCACUGUCAACAUAAAGUCUGCCACCUGGAAGGUGCUGCACUGUACAGGCCACAUGCGCGUGUGCUGCAGUGGCGAGGAUUCGUCACCUCCUGCAGGCAGCUUCAUGACAGUGCUGUGUGAGCCCAUCCCCCAUCCGUCUAGUGUGGAGUUCCCCCUGGACCGGAGCACGUUCCUCACUCGACACAGCAUGGACCUGCGCUUCACACACUGCGAUGGCAGGGUGUCAGAGCUAGUGGGAUACGAGCCAGAAGAUCUGAUUGGCAAAUCUGCUUACAAAUUCCAUCAUGCCCUGGACUCAGAUCAUGUGACCAAGAGCCUGCACAUCCUUCUGUCCAAAGGCCAGGUGUGCACCAGUCUAUACCGUUUCCUGGCUAAGAGUGGGGGCUUCGUGUGGGCAGAGACCCAGGCUACAGUCAUCUACAACAACAAGACCUCUCAACCAGAGGCUGUGGUCUGUCUUAACUUUAUCCUCAGUGUGGUGGAGCAGGCAGAUGUGGUGUUCUCAGUAGAGCAGAGUGGCUGUGGGCUGACGAGUGAUCCUGUCUCUGACGCCUCCGAGGAGACCUUGUGUGACAGUGACAGCAGCAGCAAUUCCGAGCUUUCUCUCCAGCUGAAGGAGAACCCAGAGGACCUCCUCCAACUGGCCCCUGUCUCAGGAGACCCCAUCGUACCACUAACAGACUUUGCGGAGCUGUCGUUCGGCCUUCCAUCAAGCCCUGACUCCGCCCCAGAUUUCCCUCAGGAACUGUGCACCCCUGAGCUGUGGACGCUCCUCUCACCCAUAUUGGGCAAGCUCACCUCAUCACCACCAGCACCAGCGUUGAUCCCCAUUGAGGAGCUGCCAAUAGAGGACCAGGUGGAGAAGUUGUUUGCCGUCUGUCCAGAUGAGAGCGUGCAGAAUAAAAACCAGCCUGAGGACGUGGAAGUUGUUGAUCUGGACAUGCUGGCUCCGUAUAUCUCCAUGGAUGAUGAUUUCCUGCUCAGCGUCCAGCUCCCUGAGACCUCUGACAGCCCCUCCCCAGAGCCCCCCGCUGCUACCAGGAAACGGAGUCAUGAGCAGGAUGAAGACAUGCCCUCCCAGCUGAUGAGUCAGGACAAGAGACCGAGACACUUGGUGUCCCCCAUCCAGCACAAACUGCUUCUCAGCUACGCCCUGCUGGACUGCCUGGAGGAUGCAGACAACACAGAGUUAGAGCUGGGGCCAAUCCCCCACAGGCGGAGCCAACUGCUGACGGACAGAGACCCCAUCCUCGGUGAAGCCCAGGGACUAUGUGACACUGCAGGUACAAACACACAUCAUGCCUUGAUGAGGGACCUCUUCUUGUCCCGCCCACCUGACCCCCUGACCUCCUCUCUGACUUGAGGAAGCAGCUGCCAAUCUUCCCCUGCCAGCUGGGGAGUGCUGCGAUCACGGAGCCUCAACAGGAUUCACACACUCCCCAACCAAACGCCAGCACCUCCAACUCAGAUACUUCCUCAUGCUUGCCAGCCCAUGUUCACAACAACAGCCUGCUAUGGUUUUCCUUCUUUUCUCUCUGAACUACUCUUUCAUGUCUCAGAGUAGGUGGCAGUACUUGGUUCAGCCCCCCCCCCCCCCCCUUCAGGGUUGAUAAGUGUUCUCCUCUAUUCUUGUGAACACUUGUAGACUUUAGUCUAAACACUACACUUGACCCCAUGGUGCUUCCGAGGUCAGAACAGACAAAAAAAACAUACGUCCAGUAAGUCUGGCAAAGUGGUGUUUUAGGACACAGUGAUGACCCUUCAGUUGGUCUACUGUUGUUUAGUACGGUAUGUGGACCUGGCAGUCUGUACAGGACAUUUAGGUUUAUUAUUAUUAUUUUGUAACAAACGCACAACGGUUAUAAUAUAUUCCAAUAAUACCUCAGAACAAUCGUCAGUGGCAUAUAUGGGUCAUUUUUAUAAGAAAAGAUCAAAUGAAUUACUAUCAACACAAGCCAUUGCUAUUGACCAGUUGGAUGCAGUACUCAGGCAGUUGUUACCUCAACAAAUAAUCUGUCACAAACUCGACUGUCAAUCAAGGGCUCUUUGACUGCCAUCUCUUUCCAACCAAACGGACAAAUUAUUUCAGAGGCAUAUUCUUUUUUUAUAUACUUUACAUGCUAGACUUUAGAACAAUUUGAUGUAUUAAAUGAAUGUUAUGUAUGCUCGCUUAUAGACUACUAUUGUAUAAACCGCAAUGUUUUCGUUGUUUUUAUCAUGUGUUUCUAGGUGGCUCCAGAGGAUCACCUUGUCAUAUUUAAUCAGUAAUUAUUUCUUUUCGGGAUAUGGUUGCUAUUUUGCAAAUCCAGUGGAUGAAUAUCUGAUAUACGCCUUUUGCGCAUUCAUUUCACACCAAGUAGAAAUGAUUACUUAACACCUUAUCAAAUUACUCCCCCGUUGUCUUUAUUAUGAAUCCUUAGGAAAGAGAUAAAAGAUUACUGGUUUGAAGCACACAGGAUUUAUUUUAGUUGCAUGAUUAUAAGAUUGCAUUUGCAAUAAAUAUAUUAUCCUAUGGUGGCUUCAUCUCAAUGUAUUAGUUCCAUUUAGACAUUUGCCUUUUAUCAUAUAACUUUCAUUUUCAAAGACUAGUGUUUGUAUGUAUUAUUGACCGAAUAAACUGAUAGACAAAUUCA